UCAAACGUUUCUUGGACUUCAAUUGCUUUAAGAACCACUUCUACUUUGCAAUAGCAGAUAUCCUCUGCUAAUAAUGUUUAGAGCAAUGGGGAGAUGUUUUGAAACCAAAACUAAGACAGGGUAUGUCACCGGUUUGAAUUAAUGACUUUAUUGAAAUGCAUAUAUGAGUGAUUACCAGGCGUACGUGCGUAUAUUUUCCCGUUUGACUGUAACGAUGGAUCCACACUAUACAGCAAUUUAGGAGCGUUUUUAAGUUAGCCUAAAACAGAAGAAAAAUUAUGCCAACGUUAUUCACCACAAUUAGACGCACACUAAUUUGACGCAGUAAAUUUGCAAGAGCACACCAACAAAAUAUGUUUACUAAUGAAUCUAGCAAGCGAAAAACAAAAGGAGGUGUUAAUCCGGACCACGAAGUGUCUUGCUUGUCAGGGUGUAAGCGUUUUGUCCACACAAAAAGCGUGUUGUCGCAAGACAACUGGGUUCUCCGAACCAUUGCCUACGGCUGCCAAACUGAGCUACAUCGUCAAGAAAGUCAAUGACGAAGAAAAGCUAGGUCUGAGUGAAAGCGUCAAGAACGGAGAUAUUCGUCUCUGGAGUGUGGAUGUAUCAAAGCGAGUGGAACACACUGAUCGCCAAACAUGGAGUAAAAAGAUCGAUUUUCUUUUGUCUAUCAUUGGCUUCGCAGUGGAUUUGGGGAAUGUUUGGCGAUUUCCCUACAUCUGUUAUAAAAAUGGCGGCGGUGCGUUUUUAAUCCCGUAUCUCGUCAUGGCAUGUUUGGCAGGAAUACCACUAUUCUACAUGGAAUUAGCUCUGGGACAGUUUCAACGAACCGGAGCGAUCACCAUAUGGAAAAGAAUUUGUCCACUACUUAAAGGGAUCGGCUAUGCUAUUUGCGUGAUCAAUCUAUAUGUAUCUUUCUACUACAAUACAGUCAUCGCAUGGUCUUUGUAUUAUCUAUUUUAUUCAUUCACAACCAAGCUACCGUGGUCGACUUGUGGUAAUGUAUGGAACACUGCCGCAUGUUUAGACCCAUUGUUGCCAAAUAAUUCUUUCUAUAGUAAUUCUGCUUCACCUUCUCAGGAAUUUUUUGAACGCAGAGUUUUGGGGGCAGAUCGCUCGAGUGGCAUCGAUGACUUAGGAGGGGUGAAAUGUGAUCUAGCUUUGUGUCUUCUUGCAGUGUUUGUUAUCGUGUACUUCAGUAUCUGGAAAGGCAUCAAGGGAUCCGGAAAGGUUGUUUGGGUGACUGCAACGGUUCCAUACAUUUCGUUAUUUGUACUGCUUAUUCGUGGAGUGACUCUUGACGGUGCAAUUGAUGGUCUUGACUAUUACCUACGACCUCGAUGGGAUUCUUUAAUCAACGCUGAGGUAUGGGUGGAUGCUGCUUCUCAAGUGUUUUUCUCACUUGGUCCAGGGUUUGGUGUUUUGCUCGCACUAUCAAGUUAUAACCCGCCACAGAACAACUGUUAUGGCGAUGCAUUGUUGGCAAGUGCUGUUAACUGCUUUACCAGUUUCAUAUCGGGAUUUGUAAUAUUUUCUUUCUUGGGCUACAUGGCAUACAUGCAAGGUGUAGAUGUCAGAAACGUUGCUACUGAAGGGCCAGGCCUCGUUUUUAUCGUGUACCCUCAGGCGAUCGCUACAAUCACUGGCUCAACUAUAUGGUCAAUUUUAUUUUUUCUGAUGUUGAUUAACCUCGGUCUCGACAGCACAUUUGGUGGCUUGGAGUCUAUCAUCACAGCAUGGAGUGACGAAUAUCCUUUGACUGUCGGCAAAAAUCGGGAAAUAUUUGUGUUAGCUCUGGUCUCUUGUUCGUUUUUAGGUGCCCUUCCGACUGUAACUUACGGUGGACAAUACGUCAUACAACUUAUAGACGCGUACGGAGCCGCUUCCACACUACUUGCUAUUGUACUAUUAGAAGCCAUCGCCGUUGCGUGGAUUUAUGGCAGUCGUCGAUUUUCUGCUGACAUAAAGUCUAUGCUAGGCAGACCUCCUGGAGUUUAUUGGACAAUUUGUUGGUGCUUCUUGACUCCAACAGCUUUGAUGUUUAUAGUUGUGUUUGGCAUCAUUAACUACAAGCCUCUUAUAUUUGAUGGAUAUGUGUAUCCACCUUGGGCAAAUGGCGUAGGUUGGUUUAUGAUGCUAUCUUCUCUAAUCUGGAUUCCUUGCUUCAUGGUUUAUAAGCUGUUCUACACCGAUAGUUCACCGUUAUUAGAGCGCCUGGAGAGGUCUUUACAGCCAGAGGAGAUCCCAUAUCAUGCAGAUUCUGAAGCAACCAUCCCGGCUAUGGUGUGAGGAAAGCAACAAUAGUAGCAAACCAUUAUACUCUCCCCGUGACGAAAGAAAUACAAACAUUUGAUCAGUUUUUCUUUCAUAAGUAACUUUAAAACCUUGCAAGUAAUUACCUUGAUGUGCCGUACAUUCACUGUUUUGCUGUAACAAAAUAAUUAUUCAUGCAUGUAUACAUACGUUAAUGUAGUCAUGUCUUUAUAUAAUAUUUAACUCAAUUGGUAUACAUUUCAAAAACAUAACAGAAUAAUAAUAAUUAUUAUUAUUACUACUGAUAAUAUCCACCGUCCACCAACUGCACUGAUGAUUAAAACAACCAAAUAUUUGAAAAAAAAAAAUAUGUAUACAAAUAUUUGUAGUCUUGAAAGAAAUGUGUCUUUCUUAAAAGUUUGCACCGGAGACAAAACCGACCAUGGAGAGAGUUCCAUACACUGGAUGAAAAAUACUAUCAACCACUUUAAUAAGUAAUGAUAAUAAAAAAAUAAUAAUAAAA
This is a messenger RNA of Anneissia japonica, 2776 nucleotides long. RefSeq names its product sodium-dependent serotonin transporter-like. NCBI's taxonomy places the organism in Eukaryota, Metazoa, Echinodermata, Crinoidea, Comatulida, Comatulidae. Bases 364 to 2289 code for a protein of 641 amino acids. The transcript is spliced from 14 exons. Gene Ontology annotation, molecular function: serotonin:sodium:chloride symporter activity; serotonin binding. Gene Ontology annotation, cellular component: membrane; neuron projection. Gene Ontology annotation, biological process: serotonin uptake; sodium ion transmembrane transport. The record is from RefSeq and is a predicted model, not a curated record.